GGAAUAUGAUGAAGUAGGCUGCAGUCGGGAUUAUCAGAUCACUCACGGAUGCCUAAACUCCCUGGACCAAUCCUCUCACAAGCGGCUCAGGGGAGACUGCGGCGCAGAGAAUCGAAAUUACUAGGCCCAGAGCGUCGCGAUGGCGAAUGCGAGAACCUUGCAGGUGUUGCUUCUGGGCCUCGUGAGUUCAGCUGUCAUCUUCAAUUCAGUGAAUGUGCAGGCGACUAGUUUGCUGUUUGCGUUCGGAGACUCAUAUGCUGACGUAGGAAACACGCUCAAGGGCAUCAGUCCCGCGUGGCGAUACCCCUACGGCAUCACAUGGCCACUGCACGAUCCUGCGGGUCGAUUUUCCGACGGCAAGAUUUCAACAGACUGGAUCGCGGACCUGUUGGGGCUUCCCUUGUACCCACCUCCGUACCUGUACACCGCCGGUGAAAACAUUUCAUAUGGCGUGAACUUCGCAGUUGGAGGCUCAGGCGUCUUCAAGGUACUCAGCAACGUCAGUUUGGACGUGCAGGUUGACAAUUUCGAGCUGUUCCUCCGCACCGAUCCUUACUCUAAGGCUGCUCUUGAGAACUCAGUGACAUACGUGUCCGUGGGUGGAAAUGAUUAUUUGGCUUUUAGGGGAACGACCGAAGCAGAAAGGUUACUGUACAUAGAGAGGGUGAUUAGGGGAAUUCAAGCUAAUUUGCAGCGGCUUUACGACCUCGGCCUCCGCCAUGUCAUGGUAGCAAAUAUACCUCAACCCGAUUGCCUUCCACUCUUUACCGAGAAGAACAACUGGACCAAUUGCACAGGUGAGACAGGUCCACUGAUAAAUAUCCAUAAUUCCUUCCUUCUCGUAGCCGUCGAAAACAUCAAUGCUCGUAACCCGGGAGCGCGCUUCAUCAUAUUGGACCAUUACUCCGCGUUCAGUCGACUGCUGUCGGAAGCGGAUGAGCAGGGUUUCACCGAUGGUUUGAAGCCAUGCUGCACGGGUACCACGAACACAACAAAAUGUGGCGAUGUCGACGCAUCUGGAAAGUGGCUAUACACCGUAUGCAAGCAUCGAGGGAGGGCUCUCUUCUGGGACUCCGAGCACCCUACCAUGUGGGCAUGGCACUACAUUAUCGACCUCUACACCAAACAACCCAAUUACAUUUUGCUGGCUGGUGUUCCAACUUUGAGGGAUUGGUUGCAGAACAACAAUGCUGCACCGGAGCCCACCGCCGCUCUCAUGUCCCAACCUGGUUCAGACUUGUUGAGUGUUGCCGGACAAGUUCAAACUGCGCUCAACUGCUUGUUGGACAAGCCGAAUUAUUCUGAAGCACUCGGCGUUCUCCAAUCGUUCAGCUUGGAAGCCGUUCUAGCGGAGAAUCUUGGCGAGGAUGUUACUGUCUUCAUCCCCAGCAAUGACGCAUUCGCUGCCACUGACCAGGCUUUUAUCGAUGGGGUAUUCUCGAUGAACAAGGUGAACGAUGUCGCUGCUUACCAUGUCGCCAACGGUUACUUCGACUACAACACCAUAGCCACAGUGCGGCCUUCAUUCGUGAUCUCGGUAACAGGAGAACAGCUGCCGAUCUACUAUCCUCUCAAGGGGGUUUUCGUCGGAUUGGGUUCGCAAGCCGAGGUUGUCGACCCCGACUUGUGCGUCAUGCCCGACGAAAUGGUGAUUCACGGCAUCGACCAUAUCCUCAUGCCUCACAACUUCUGAGCAAAACGCGUGCAUGCUACUGUGCUUCAAAUUUCUGACUGAUUAGGAACUUAGAUUUUACGGAAUGCUUGUUUUAGGAUGAAAAGUUUCUAAGGGAGAAAUUUUGGUGCAACGCUCUCUGAUCUGCACGAAGGCUGUUCCUGUGCGCUGCAUCAAUCCGAGAGGGAAGUUGAGAAGUGGAACAGGUAUAAGCUAUUUAAGAGGUCUAGAAAGUGUUGAUGUAAAUAGAUGUACAGAUUCUCUUGGAAAACUCUUUCGAUGGUUCUGUGGACUGAUUGCAAAGCUGGCGAGAUUAGAUUACUGCAAGCUAGAAACAGAAUAACGUGAAAGUCUUUCAGCUGUUGUGAUUUGUCAUUACGGAAACUUUUCUUUUUUAACUUUUGAAUAUAUAUGUGCAUAAAUUAAGCCUUUGUGGUCUUUAAUUUAUUUCUGUAA
Molecule: messenger RNA, 2128 nt
Organism: Physcomitrium patens
Lineage: Eukaryota; Viridiplantae; Streptophyta; Bryopsida; Funariales; Funariaceae
Product: GDSL esterase/lipase At5g03610
Molecular function (GO): hydrolase activity, acting on ester bonds
Source: RefSeq, a predicted model, not a curated record